Molecule: messenger RNA, 2545 nt
Organism: Oryctolagus cuniculus (rabbit)
Lineage: Eukaryota; Metazoa; Chordata; Mammalia; Lagomorpha; Leporidae
Gene: TRIM36
Product: tripartite motif containing 36
Biological process (GO): acrosome reaction; spindle organization
Cellular component (GO): acrosomal vesicle
Molecular function (GO): zinc ion binding; ubiquitin-protein transferase activity; protein binding
Source: RefSeq, a predicted model, not a curated record
CCCCGCCCCGCCCCCCGCCCCGCCGCAGUCCGCAGGAGCCGCCGCAGCAGCCGGCCGCGGGGCGGGAUUCGCGGGGCGCCGCCGGGAGCGCAGCUCGACUCCGUCGCGCCUGUGCUUCGCCCGCGGGAUCCGGCUGACCAGCUCGCCCUCCGGCGAGGAGUCGCGGCUGCACGGCCGCCGCAGGGGCCCGCCCACCGGACCCUGCCCGGGCCGGCCGCCCGCCCGCCCGUGCGGACUCUGCCGUUGAUGACACCUGGCCGACGGCUGCCAUGGAGGGGGACGGUUCCGAGGCGCUGGUCACCAUCAAGAAUAUCGAGAGGGAGCUCGUUUGCCCGGCGUGCAAGGAGCUGUUCACCCACCCGCUGAUCCUGCCCUGCCAGCACAGCAUCUGUCACAAGUGUGUGAAGGAGCUGCUCCUGUCGCUGGAUGACGGGCUCAAUGAUGUGGGCUCCGACACCUCCAACCAGAGCAGCCCCCGGCUCCGGCUGGCCUCCCCCAGCAUGGACAGGAUCGACCGAAUCAGCAGGCCAGGUUAUAAGAAGAUGCUCAAUGGCUGGAAGCGCAAUUCCUUGACCCCUAGGACGACUUCUUUUCCUUGUCCUGGCUGUGAGCACGACGUGGAUCUCGGAGAACGAGGGAUCAGCGGUCUGUUUCGCAAUUUCACGUUGGAAACCAUCGUCGAGAGAUACCGGCAGGCAGCGCGGGCGGCCACGGCCAUCAUGUGUGACCUCUGCAAGCCUCCCCCACAGGAGUCCACCAAGAGCUGCAUGGACUGCAGUGCCAGCUACUGCAAUGAGUGCUUCAAGAUCUACCACCCCUGGGGCACCGUGAAGGCUCAGCACGAGUACGUGGGCCCCACCACGAACUUCAGACCCAAGAUUUUGAUGUGCCCAGAGCAUGAAACGGAGAGAAUCAACAUGUACUGUGAACUGUGCCGGCGGCCCGUGUGCCAUCUCUGCAAGUUGGGUGGCAGCCACGCCAACCACCGCGUCACCACCAUGAGCAGUGCCUACAAGACCCUCAAGGAAAAGCUGUCCAAGGACAUCGACUAUCUCAUUGGUAAGGAGAGCCAGGUGAAGAGUCAGAUUUCUGAGCUGAACUUGUUGAUGAAGGAAACAGAGUGCAAUGGAGAGCGGGCUAAAGAAGAAGCAGUCACACACUUUGAGAAGCUCUUUGAGGUUCUAGAAGAGAGGAAGUCGUCUGUCCUGAAGGCCAUCGACACCUCCAAGAAGCUGCGGUUGGACAAGUUUCAGAGCCAAGUGGAGGAGUACCAGGGCCUCCUGGAGAACAGCGGGCUGGUGGGCUACGCCCAGGAGGUGCUCAAGGAGACCGACCAGUCCUGCUUCGUGCAGACGGCCAAGCAGCUGCACCUCAGGAUACAGAAAGCUACUGAGUCUUUGAAGAGCUUCCGGCCUGCGGCUCAGACCUCUUUUGAAGACUUUGUUGUUAACACAUCGAAGCAAACAGAGCUGCUCGGAGAGCUGUCCUUCUUCUCCAGCGGCCUGGACGUGCCAGAGAUCAGCGAGGAGCAGAGCAGGGUUUACAACAGUGCCUUGAUCACCUGGCACCACCCGGAGAAGGGCAAGGCGGAUAGCUAUGUCCUGGAGUACCGGAAGCUGGACCGGGAGGAGGAGAUGGUGCCCUGGCGUGAGCUGCAGGUGUGCGGCACCAGCAAAGUGGUGACGGACCUGGAGGACAACUGCAGCUACGCCUUCCGCGUGCGCGCCUACCGCGGCUCCGUCUGCAGCCCUUGCAGCCGGGAGCUGGUUCUGCACACGCCGCCGGCCCCAGUCUUCAGUUUCCUCUUCGAUGAGAAAUGCGGCUACAACAACGAACACCUCCUGCUGAACCUGAAGAGAGACCGGGUGGAGAGCAGAGCUGGGUUUAACAUCCUGCUCGCGGCUGAGCGCAUCCAAGUGGGCUGCUACACAACCUUGGACUACAUCAUCGGCGACGUCGGCAUCACCAAAGGGAAGCACUUCUGGGCCUUGCGCGUGGAGCCCUAUUCCUACCUGGUGAAAGUGGGCGUGGCUUCCAGCGAUAAGCUGCAGGAGUGGCUCCGCUCUCCUCGGGACACGGCCAGCCCAAGAUAUGAGCAAGACAGCGGCCACGACAGCGGGAGUGAAGACGCGAGCUUUGACUCUUCACAGCCUUUUACAUUGGUUACCAUCGGCAUGAAGAAAGUUUUUAUACCCAAGUCACCCACUUCGUCUAAUGAACCUGAGAACAGAGUUCUUCCCAUGCCCGCGAGCAUAGGGGUCUGCCUGGACUGUGAUAAGGGCCAGGUGAGCUUCUACGACAUGGACCGCAUGAGGUGCCUGUACGAGCGCCCGGUGGACUGCUCGCACACCAUGUACCCAGCAUUUGCUCUCAUGGGCAGUGGCGGGAUUCAGCUGGAAGAGCCCAUCACAGCAAAAUAUCUGGACUACGCAGAGGCCGUGUAGUCGGCACACCUGCUGCGACCGAGGACGAGAACUGUGACUAAAGCCGUGUCUUGCGGUAGCCUUCGUGACCAAUUACAGAUCAUCUAAGUAUUCUGUCGCCA